Messenger RNA from Manacus vitellinus (golden-collared manakin), 1414 nucleotides. RefSeq names its product methyltransferase like 9 (gene METTL9). Lineage: Eukaryota; Metazoa; Chordata; Aves; Passeriformes; Pipridae. Gene Ontology annotation, molecular function: protein-L-histidine N-pros-methyltransferase activity. The record is from RefSeq and is a predicted model, not a curated record.
AUGUGGGCUGGCUGCGCAUACCUGCGGAGCCCUUUAUCAGGCUCUUAUCGUGAAUAUGAUGGGCAGCCACGCCAGCGCGCGCCGGGCGUCAGGGAGAACCACCAGUGGUAUGUCUGCAACACAGAACAGUUGUCUGAAUCCCUUCAGCCCAUUUUUGUCCAGAGUUACCUUGACCAAGGAACACAGAUCUUCUUAAACAACAGCAUUGAGAAGUCAGGCUGGCUGUUUAUCCAGCUCUACCACUCCAUUGUGUCCUCCAGUUUUAGCCUUUUUAUGUCUAGAACAUCUAUCAAUGGGCUGCUGGGAAGGGGCUCAAUGUUUGUGUUCUCCCCAGAACAAUUUCAAAGACUGCUUAAAAUAAAUCCCGACUGGAAAUCCCACAGACUUCUUGAUUUAGGGGCUGGGGAUGGAGAAGUCACUAAAGUCAUGAGUCCUCACUUUGAAGAAAUCUAUGCCACUGAACUGUCUGAAACGAUGAUAUGGCAGCUUCAGAAGAAGAAAUACAGGGUGCUUGGUGUAAAUGAAUGGCAAAACACAGGAUUUCAGUAUGAUGUUAUCAGCUGUUUGAAUUUGCUGGAUCGCUGUGAUCAACCACUGACUCUAUUAAAGGAUAUUAGAAGUGUAGUGGAGCCAACCAAAGGCAGGGUCAUUCUAGCACUGGUUCUGCCAUUUCACCCCUAUGUGGAAAAUGGUGGCAAGUGGGAAAAGCCCUCAGAAGUUCUGGAAAUCAAAGGGCAGACUUGGGAAGAGCAGGUGAAUAGCCUGCCAGAAGUUUUCAGUAAAGCUGGUUUUGCCAUAGAGGCUUUCACCAGACUGCCAUACCUGUGUGAAGGUGACAUGUACAAUGACUACUAUGUGCUGGAUGACGCUGUCUUCGUCCUCAAGCCAGUGUAAGGUGUCUGAAGUAAACCUCCAGAAUCUAACCCAAGGAGCAGCCUCUGAAAGAGGGUUUUGAUUUUAUGGUUACUUAAAGGGAGGGAAUUUUUGGGAUUGCCAUGCUAAAUGAAUACCGUGUAAGAAAUUUAAAGGCCAAAAUACUAAUGUAUUUCUUUGUAGUGUGAUUGGGGGGGGGGGGAAAGGUUGUUUUUUAAACAGACUCCUCCAUUGAGAAUUUCUUUUUUACUUGCUCUUAAACCAACAAUGCAUUCUGCAAUCCAGCAGCAAUGGGGGAUAUUUUUUUAUAUUUACCUGCAACAGGGAUCAGAUCCAAACAAAAGCAAUAUUCCUAAUAAUGGUGAAACUGAUACAGUGUGAACUGUUAAAAAAAUCAAGCGAAAUCUGGCAAUAAAGUUAUCCAUUCAGUUCAAGCCUUGUUGAAUAAAAACUGUUAAAAUGGAUAUUCUUCCAUGCUAAGUUACUUUCUUACUGUCAUUCUUCACGUUUUUAAUCAUGCUAAUAAACUUUUUUGAGAUGA